UGGAGCGAGGUUGCCAAGAAAUUGUCCAGGCGCAGCAAUAAAGACUGCCGGAAGAGAUAUCUUAACGAGAUGGCAGGCACCCUCAAGAAGGGCCCCUGGUCGAGGGAGGAAGACGACAAGCUCAGGAAGCUUGUCGAAGAACACGGCCUGUCGUGGGUGGCCGUAUCGCAAUCCAUGGCAACUCGGAGUGCCGACCAAUGCUCAAAAAGGUGGCACCAUUCGCUAAAUCCAGAGCUCGACCGCCAACCGUGGCGGGAACACGAAAACCAAAAACUUCUUAGGGCGUCAGCAACACAUGGCAGCAGCUGGAAGGAUGUCCAAGAGAAACACUUUCCGGCGCGGUCAGCAAACAACGUCAAAAACCAGUGA
Lasiosphaeria miniovina is the source of this 369-nucleotide messenger RNA. Its product is annotated as Homeodomain-like protein. The record is from RefSeq and is a predicted model, not a curated record. Lineage: Eukaryota; Fungi; Ascomycota; Sordariomycetes; Sordariales; Lasiosphaeriaceae. The transcript has 4 exons. The annotation marks the transcript as partial.